Alosa sapidissima (American shad) is the source of this 1714-nucleotide messenger RNA. RefSeq lists its product as uncharacterized. Lineage: Eukaryota; Metazoa; Chordata; Actinopteri; Clupeiformes; Clupeidae. The record is from RefSeq and is a predicted model, not a curated record. The transcript is spliced from 8 exons. Bases 375 to 1031 code for a protein of 218 amino acids.
CCACAGGCAAGUGUUUCCGCCACAACUACCCGUAUCUUGUAGGCUUAUUAUAGCGCAUAGGAUCGCAAAAGAUGCUCCUCUUCGAUUUAUGAUACAUGUGGGUAAAACCCACGAACCAUUCCGAUCCAGUGAGCUAUAUUAAGCAAAGCAUAACCUCAUAGCCUAAUAUCGUGGCAACUGGACUUAGUGGAUGACGUCAGUAUUUAGCCUAAAAGGUGAAGAUGAUUUUACACUAUUCUGUGUGACACCCACAUCAAUGACGUGACACGUAGCCUAUCUGUACGAUUAUUAACGAUACCGUUUUCUUAGUGGAAUUGCACGUGAAGAAAUCUCUGUUGCCCAUCCACCUGAGCUGCGAACAGGUGGGGCUGGAGAUGUUGUGCCUGUGCGGUCAGCUUGACCUCCUCAUCCGUGCUCAGGUUCACCAGUUUCAAGAGCAGCUUAAACGGAAUUCCAGCCCCAUGGAAUCAUAUGCUCUCCAAAGACAAGGAGCUGAGAUCAUAGAACAAAUGCAUCAGUGCCUUGAACACCUGCCCAAACCUGCACCAGAACUUGAAGACUACCUAGAUAUUGUGGGACUGUCUACUAUGUUCCCUCGAGUGGAGAUUUUUGUCAUACAUGGCAGCCCCGUAGACAUGCUGGAAAAGCCAGCUUUGGAUGGGUACUUCCCUCACAUUGGGAGACUUAACCAGCUCCUUGUCCUCUGCCAGCAACUUGAGGAUGAUGUUCAACAUCUAGGAAGUCACAAAUACAUUGCCCAUCAGCUAUCAGUCAUUUAUCAAGUUCUUAGUUCGUUGAAGGGCAUUUUGCCCCUCGCUGGUAUAAGGAAAGACAUUGAGGCUCACUUCAAAGAAAUUAAAAAGGCUCUGGUGCCUGAGGAAGGAUCCAAACUAGACCCUCAGCUGCCCUCUCACCACAUCAACUGGAUACUGGAAGUCACUCAGACUUUAGUAUCAACAGUGUCUUCACUUCCGGAGGAACUUACCGAGGACCUUAACCAAGUGAUGGCCUUUGUUUCAAAGCUGAAAUGAUGGCAAACAAUUGUGCUUUUCUCCUGAUAUUCCCAGCAAUUUAGAUCUUCACUUGUGUCUUAAUGAGAAAGUCAUUUUGAAUGUUGUAAAAAUGUUGGUAGAUCAGUGUGACUAUGAUAAGUGUGACAUAUGUCCAGGCUGUAGUUUUUGGACCAUUUACAAGAGGAUAAAUAAUACAGGCUUAUUUUGGGUAGACCAUUGGAAACAUUCUUUUUGAAGUGUACAGUGUAACCAUAAUUUUCUGUUAGUACACUGCACUACACAUCAAGUUGAUAUGCUGGAAGAGAACCUCUUAAAAAUUUGCCAAGGAUUUUUACCACUGCACAUGCACACUAUAGUAUUUUCUAUUUUCAAAAGUUGACCUUUAUUUGGUUGGCUUUUGUAUGGCAUUUGAUGCAUCCAUCUAUCUUAUGAAGUAAACAACAUAAGUAAUACAAAAGAUUCUGAAAAGUGCCCAUUAUUAUCACAAUAACUUGACAUCCCAGUGAUCCCACAACCUUCAUAUCAGUGCAUACACUAUUGUUUUGUUUUGCUGUUUGAUUUCAAAUGUCAUUGAAAUACACAAUUAAUGGCCACAUUACAUGAAAUGAAAGUCUAAAAUGUUUUGUCAAUUUGUCAUUAAAACAUAUGCAAUGACUAGUGUAAUGUUUUUCCCUAUGGCUCGUUCAGGGUGCUUAUCAUAU